Molecule: messenger RNA, 1828 nt
Organism: Rhododendron vialii
Lineage: Eukaryota; Viridiplantae; Streptophyta; Magnoliopsida; Ericales; Ericaceae
Product: thaumatin-like protein 1b
Exons: 4
Coding region: 344-1357 (337 amino acids)
Biological process (GO): defense response
Cellular component (GO): extracellular region
Source: RefSeq, a predicted model, not a curated record
GGCUCAAACAAAAAGAAUUGGUCCCACUAUACAAUUCCAGCUUAAACUUUACACUUCCCCAUUCCCACGGGUAUAAUCCUCCUCCCACCUCCACUGCUCUCAUCUCUCUCUCCCUCUCUCUCUAUAUAUACAAUCACAUUCCCAUCUCUCACAAAAAAUCUCAAUAUCCCCCCGGCUAGCAGGGGAGAGGAAGAAUUAAUCUGGGUGUGUUCCCUUUUAAAAAACAAAGCUGGGAGUUGCCCCACGCCAUUCCUCCUCCUCCUCCUCCUCUAUAACAUCCAUUACAUACAUUCACACAUAUAUCUAUCAGUCUCUCUACCUAUCUAUACACUCCAAAGUCCAAAUGGCUCAAUUUCGCUUACUAUUCUCUCUCCUCUCCCUUACACUCCCUCCCCUCUUCAUUUCAGGAGUUUCAUCAGGAACAUUCACGCUACUAAACAACUGCGACCACCCUGUCUGGCCGGGCAUUCUAUCGAACGCCGGAAUCUCGCAGCUCUCCACCACCGGUUUCGUCCUCCAAACAGGCCAGUCGAAGAGCUUAAACACCCCGUCCCACUGGGGCGGCCGUAUGUGGGGCCGCACCCACUGCGCCCAAAACCAAUCCACCGGUGAAUUCUCCUGCGUCACCGGCGAUUGCGGCACCGGAAAGAUAGAAUGCGCCGGGAACAACGCCCUGCCGCCCGCCACGCUGUUUGAGAUCACCCUCGACGGCUACGGCGGGUUGGCCUUCUAUGACGUCAGCUUGGUCGACGGGUACAACCUCCCGAUGCUGGUGGUGCCGCAGGGUGGAACGGGGGACAACUGCACAAGCACGGGAUGCUCGGCGGACUUGAACGGCCUGUGUCCGUCGGAGCUGAGCGUGACGGAUUCCGAAGGUGACGGCGUCGUGGCAUGCAAGAGCGCGUGCGAGAAGUUUGGGAGCUCGGAGUAUUGCUGCAGCGGCGCGUACGCCACCCCGAACACCUGCAAGCCGUCGUCGUAUUCGGAGUUGUUUAAGAGGGCGUGCCCGCUCGCGUACAGCUACGCGUAUGAUGACAAGACGAGCACUUUCACGUGUGCCGGUGCCGCCGACUAUCUCAUUACCUUCUGCCCUUCACCAAGCACCAGCAAGAAGUCAUCGUCGGGAAGUCAAACUCCGGUGACGCCCGACUCGCCGGCCACCGCGACGCCCAACUCGCCGUCGUCCAUCGACAGCACCAUGGUGUACGAAGGCGCACUGGAUUCCAGCAGCGCGUCAUCGCUAUCAUCCUCGCCGUCCACGUUGUUCCUCCACGUGUUUCGAUCUCACCCCGUCGGCGGUGCCGUCGCCAUCGUCUCAGCUCUCUGGCGGUUGAUGAUGAUGACUCACCACUUCUAAACUCCUUCUAUUCUAAACCACAAAAAAAAAAAAAAACUAACCUUUUUCUAUUGAUUAAUCCGUUACCUUCCAAACACGGCCUUACCCCAUCUGCCUUUGUCGGAAUCUGGGUGUUAUGUCACGUGUGGACCAGUAACUCGAUCUGUGGCCCUUUCCUUUUGUAUGGGCCUCCUGCCUCGGCCUGGGCCCAUCGAUUCUGGCCCAUGUGACGAGGAACCGAGUCACCUUUGAAAAGAUCACGAGUCACUCUCAGGUUAUCUUCUCUCAUUUUUUCUUUAUUUAAAUAGUGUAGUUUGGGGUUGGGAAUUAAUUGGGAGUAAUGUUUUUUUUUUCUAUAUAUAUAUAUAUAUAUAAUAUAUUUAGAAUUAGAGAGGGGAGGAUAUUCAUUUAUUGGUUGGGGGAAAUUUUUAUAUGUAAAACCAAUUCAUUUUGGUGCCAAUAAUAUGAAGUCUGAAUUUCAUUUUACUACCA